Molecule: messenger RNA, 1100 nt
Organism: Colletotrichum godetiae
Lineage: Eukaryota; Fungi; Ascomycota; Sordariomycetes; Glomerellales; Glomerellaceae
Exons: 1
Coding region: 174-755 (193 amino acids)
Source: RefSeq, a predicted model, not a curated record
GUCUCCGACUGUUGACACUCUGCCAAAAUGCCAUGUACUGUAAACAUGCUCCACAAGCGGUGUCAUAGAGACGCUGACUUUGCUCCUGAUGAGCUCUGACAUCUGGACGCCAGGAAGGAUGUACUCAUUCGAGAAGGUCGCCACCGCGUCCUCCACAUCGGUCUCAGCUCCAGAUGAAGUACCUUACCACAAUGUGUGUCCUCCACAGGCCGCAGGUUUUCUGCUCUGCUCCUGGGCCCGAGUUUGGCGUGACCAGAGCAUCGUCGCGGGAGAAGCUCACUAAGUCCGCCAUUGCCAUGACCAAGCUCGCGCUCGAGAUGGAAUUGGGCGACCAGCUUCGUUACCUAUCCAACAUCAGCAUACCAGUCUUCUUAUCGGCCGCACUAGUACACGCCUUGGAGGUCCGUUCGCCAGACGAGGAGGUCAGAAACAUCAGCAUUGGUCGUUUUUACCAGUGUUUUCACGUUUUGAGCGAGCUUCAAGAGAUGUACGCCUCAGCAGACUACGCAGUCCGGUUUCUGGAGAUGGUGCUGGACAGAAUGAAGACUAAGAUUCCCAUGCUCAGAUUGACUUCUAGCGCUCCAUCAAGGCAAGGUUCAAACGUUCGGAAAGGCUUGACGCCACUGGACGGCGCUUCGAGCUCGAAGCCUCAGGCUCGGAGGACAGAUUCUUCAGUCGAACCCCUCAGCCGAACCCCUCAAUGCCCUGUGUCCCGACCAAACUCAGUCACUCACACCCUUUUUGGGUCCCUUUGACACUUGGCCUGUGAUAGCAGAAGGACUUCUCAUGACCAAUCAUAACCAGCUGGAAGUCGGAGCGGUCGGCGAGUCUUUAUUCUCAAGUUCAUGGGCGGAUGUAGAUGCGCUGCUUCCGGUCCUGUUAGAUAAUGCCUCUAGUUGAUAAGAAUGACCUCGAGCACUCUGCUCCAGUUCGAAAAACCGAGUCUGCUCUAACGUCUCUGUUAACGUCUCUAUCACUUUCUUUUGUAUACCACCUUUAGUGACUUCAGUCUUCAUAGUCACACCUCGAGUGUCAACGGACAGCCAAAUGAUGACACACCGUUAUAAGACGGAGCAGAAAUUCUCCCUACUUCAUCUUGG